Suillus clintonianus is the source of this 5931-nucleotide messenger RNA. RefSeq lists its product as uncharacterized. NCBI's taxonomy places the organism in Eukaryota, Fungi, Basidiomycota, Agaricomycetes, Boletales, Suillaceae. Gene Ontology annotation, biological process: negative regulation of transcription by RNA polymerase II; positive regulation of transcription by RNA polymerase II; regulation of ARF protein signal transduction. The transcript is spliced from 18 exons. The coding region runs from base 1 to 5931 and encodes 1976 amino acids. The record is from RefSeq and is a predicted model, not a curated record. Gene Ontology annotation, molecular function: guanyl-nucleotide exchange factor activity; RNA polymerase II cis-regulatory region sequence-specific DNA binding; zinc ion binding.
AUGCUCAAUUCUCAUCAAGAUGAUCCAGUUCACCAUAUUUCACCAAACGAGUGGAACUCUUUAUUUUCAGCUCCACUUAAUCCGACAGUCUUUGCAACUUUGGCUGCUAAUGGCGUAUUUCAACGCUCUAACAUUGGUUUACCACCGUCGCUAUGGAUGUCUCCCGCAUCUACAUCCCCUUCAACUCCAUUGUAUCCACCCCUGACUCAGCUCACAAUACCCUCACAUCCCGAGCCAUCCCCGCUAUCUUCCAAUAAACCUUCCUCCCCCUCAGAUUCAUUGACUAUCGAGUCAAAAUCUGCAAUCUUUAGCGACAUUUUCUCUGAUGACCUCUUUGGUUCCCCAAAUCCAGACCACGCUCAGAGCACAUUCACAUCUCCUAGACUGUCCGGCUCCCCUGACCUUGAGUCAACGCCACCCUAUGACGAGAACGACCCAGAAAAACUCGCAAAGCAAGAUCCUCUUGCAACACAAGUCUGGAGGAUGUACGCAAGGCAAAAGGCAAAUUUACCUCAUGCGCAGAGAAUGGAGAACAUCACUUGGAGAAUGAUGGCCCUCGCGUUGAAGAAGAAGAAAGAGGAAGAGGAUGCGGCAAAUGCCACGUCAAAGAUAGAUAUCAAAUCAGAAGCCGCCCCCACUCCUAUCCCUGACCUCGACGAGGGAAGAGGCCGUAGAAUUGACAAGGAAGAUGACGAUGUCGUAGCCAUGGACUGGCGUGCCAUGAGCAGAUCACGCUCUCGCAUAUCAAUGGACUGGAGACCUCAAAGUCGUUCCCGUUCAAGGCCACCCCAGUCCGCAGCCGUCUUUGAUCAUCACGGUAUGAUCUCUGUUCAAUCUGAUUCCCGGGAAUCACAUCUUGAAGGCCUCGCAUCGUCGCCCAGCAUCCCGAUACCUGGUGCGUCCGCUCAUCGUCCUUAUCCGGGGUCUUCUUCGGCACCCCGCUCAGGUCUUUCUGGUACCCUCCCAGCCGUUUAUGAAAACCAAGUCGACAACGAUCCACUCUCAUUCACUCACGGACUCCACCACGACCAACAACUCGGUCAGCUCAACCACUCCCUGUCUGCGCUUAAUACCCCCGCUUUCCACCCGUCCUCGCUCCCCUCUUUCGGUUUCCACGGAGGUUCGAAACUGCUGCCAGAUCAGUCACCCAAAGCACGUGCAUUCCCCAGGCACGUGCGAAAAACGAGCUUCGAUCAUACCGUGAAGCGGGAGGGUUUAUUCACCGGUGUCAGCGGCAGACACCAGGUCAAUGGCAAGCCCUUGUCGCCCGAUAGUCUUAUUGGGCAGAAACGGAGAGCAGAAGCACCUCACGCAGAGAGCAUGCUGCGUGCAGAUCCCUCCAAUGUAGACGGCAAUCCCCGCACCACUCAGGAGCCAGAUCAGUACGUGAGCACCAGUCCCUUCCCUUCCACCCCUUUCAACUUCUGCUUCCCGCGGGACUACGGGAUGUUUGAUAUGCAUGGUGGCUCACAUAACGAAUUCUCGCAUAUGCUCCACUCCACGGACGAUUCUCAUUCGUCAUUCCAUGAUUCUGUUUCACAUCCUUUGGGUGGUUCUGCAUACGGGCCUUCUUCGGGCCUCCAUGAGGGUCUAUCCGCUGCGGCUGCGGCUGCAAGUGCAGCGAUGGCCGAAGGAUAUCGUAAUCUAAGUGCCGCUGCCAACUUCCAGUCAGACGACUACAGCCAUCUACUCGGACUUCCAUUCGGAAACCUGGACGCUAGCGUCAAUCUAGCACAGGGCCCAUAUACGGUUGAUCCCACACAGAUCCUUCCAGUGGAGCAUGGCGACGGGGUCUUACAGAGCUACCAUGCUAGUCCAUCAAGCGACGGAUGGGGCAAUGGCCUUACGUCCAGCUCGACCGCAUCCCCUGAACCAUAUAUAACCUCGAGCGCUUCUUCACCUCCAUCUGUCGAAGGUACUACCACGGGGUCCAACCCACGGAAUCAGAUGCGGAAGAUCGCUUCGACGAAACGCAUAGCCCAGGACAUUCGGCGCAAGAAAUCAGUUUCAGCACUGAGCCCCACAAUCGGCACUGUAUCUCGAUCAGCGACGAGUACACCUGAUCUGAGUACGAGGGACGGGAGCGCUGGGAAUACGAAAGGCAGUAGUGAUGAUGGGGACCAGCCACCCACUUCAUGUACGAAUUGCCAGACGACGAAUACGCCGCUUUGGAGACGCGAUCCCGAGGGACAGCCUUUGUGCAAUGCAUGCGGGCUAUUUUUUAAACUGCAUGGUGUCGUUCGUCCGCUGUCGUUGAAGACGGAUGUGAUUAAGAAACGAAACCGGGCUUCUGGUGCGCCCAAUGGAAAUGCACGCAAAGGGGGUGCUGGAUUGCCCAAACUUGCAUCGUCAAAUACUCGACCGCGCGCGUCGACGACUAGUACGGUGCCGACUGGAUUUGCAAAUGGUCGAGGAACGACGAAUGCAAAUAGAGUGGGGCUGGGCCCAUCUCCCCCCGUGGCGAUGAAGAGACAACGUCGUACGUCUGCAAGUGGGCAGAUGCCUAGUGUUUCUACGUCUCGAAGGGAGCUUGCUUCAAAAGACUUUAAAGAAUCCCGCCGCGUCUCUCGCACUGACCUCGAUUUCGAACAGGCACUUCGUCACGGUGGUACGGUCAAGCUCAAAGAAAGUCUUGAUAUCAGUACAUUAGGCGUGUCUGACAGCCCUGCUUCUCCUGCACAUGAAUUCACUUCGCCUUCACCCCCGUCGAGAGAAUUGCGCACACCACUGGGACGCGCUCACGCCCACACUCACCCUUACGCCUACGCCCCGCCCACGCCCGUCGUCGUCCCACCAACACCAUCCCCAGCCCCAGCCCCCGACCCCUCCCCUGCUCGAUGCUCCUCCGCGACCUCCUCCAACGACGUCUUCUACGAUGCCGAAGACCCCGACAUGCAAACCAGACGUCGGUCCUUGUAUCGCGCCCCAGGCACCUCCAGCAGUCCCGACCUUGCAACUCUCGUGCGCAAAGCGAAAGAAAGGGGAGGGGUGAUUCCGCAGGUUGAGAAACGCGCGGAGCCGCCGUUGCCUGCUGGUGCGUCGAAACAUGGCCAUGGACAUGGACAUGGGGCUUCGCGUCCUAGAUCGUCGACUUCUGCUUCGCCUCCUGUUGCUUCUUCUUCUUCUUCUGCUUCGCCCGGUGCUCCGACGGUGAAUGUUACGCCUGCUGUGUUGAGGUCUUCGAAGAUGGGUGUGAGGGAGUUGUCGAGUCCGAGUUCGGAGUGGACAAGCGCAUUUCUGGGCAAGAUGCUGGGUCAGUCGACUACUCGGGACCGGUCGCGGACGGACGCUUCUUCGACUGGGUCUCCGCGCUCACGACCGACUUUUGUGGAUAGUUUUGCACCUCCUGUGCCCCCGCUACCGGACGACACUCCUCGCCCCUCUGCUGUAUCCCCCACCUCUGAAUCCUUCACGAGUUCCUAUUCAAGUUCUACAGAUCACAAACCCCUACCUCCCAUCCAUCACGGUUCGGUCACUGAUGAAUCAGACGAUCGGUCUCUUGUCGUAAUUGAUCCCAUGUCGCGAACACGAGAUCGAACGCUGGCUCCUGAAACACGUCUUAACGACAAACUAAGGCCAGAGGGCAGGUUCAUUAGUCAUAACAAGCGAAGGAGCAUGAGCGUGAGCGACAUUGAUUUACAAAAACUAAACGUUCCUUCUUCGCCUGCACCCACGCUUCCUCCCAAGGACUCUGCUCCAUCAACCGAGUUCCAGGCUUGGGAGUCUUCGUCAUCGCUCCACGGGAUCCUUAGUGAAUUGCAGGGUGUUUUGUCUCAGCUUGAUCCAGAGUCUGGUUCAUCGCUGGACUUGCGUGACCCUUCUACGCCUGCGAGGCGUGCUGCGUAUACCCGGUUGAAGACUCAGACUCCUGAAUAUAGGUAUCAAAGGGAUACUUCAAAAUCUCCGGUGUUACCCCCCGUUCCGCCGUCUACCCCGAUCACGGAUGAAGAGAGGGGGAGGGAUUUGGCGGCGAAGUGCUAUACCGAGGAUGAGGAUUUCUUGGCAAAGGAGAAGAUUGCGGAGUGGUUGGGUGGACAUGGGCAAGUCAACAAGAUAGCACUCCAUUAUUACAUGGGUUACUUUGACUUUACGGGGCUGAGGCUCGAUGUUGCGUUUAGACGUCUUUGCGCAAAACUGUACCUCAAGGCUGAGACUCAACAAGUGGACCGUAUUCUUGAGGAGUUGAGUCGGCGCUUCUGGGACUGCAACCCUACGCGUCUAUACGGCAGUGCUAGCGUCGUCCAUGCUGUCGUCUAUUCUAUUCUCCUCUUGAACACCGACCUCCACAUUGCAGACAUUGCAAACAGGAUGUCGAGGAGCCAAUUCGUCCGCAACACGAUGACAGCCAUUCAGAUGCAGACUCACCCGAGUCGCUACGGCUCGAGUCCGGACCUGAACGACGACAAUAGCAGUGGGCCGCUGACGGCAUCUGAUGGUACUGAGACGCAGUCCCUCGCUCGGUCAAAGAGAAGUGGUAGUAUAGCAAGCUGGAAUAGUAUCUCCAAAGAUGCAUUCUUUAAUUCCGCUGCGGCUUCUUCUGCUGUUUCGACAGCGCAGCCGUCGCUGAAUAGCAGCACCACAUCUUUCCACCACUCUUCUGGUCCAGAGUCGAAACCUCCGAGUACUGCUCCCUCGACGGUUGUGUUUGAUAGGAACUGGGAGAUGGACAUGGAAAGCUUGCUCAAGGUAGUUGUUGACUCCAUGGGUAAUUUCCUCACCCCUUCUCUCGGUUUCGCGUCCAACUUGUCCCAUACGAUCAUUAGGGAAGCACAGGAGGAUGAGGACCGAAGCUACCGCAGCCAUGAAUCUAGCUCGACGACUAUUAGCAUCACCGAUGAAGAACUUGCGCUUCUCGGGGCACCAUGGGCAAAGGAGGGGAUGCUUUGUCGGAAGCAGUACUGGGAGUCUGCGGGGAAGAGAGCAAAGUCUAAGAACUGGAUGGACGUGUUUGUGGUCAUUCAAAGAGGGGAGCUGAAUAUGUUCACAUUUGGAGAUCAUGGUGGAGGUUUCUCUGCCGUCGUUGGUGGCGGGAAUUGGCUGGAAAACGCCCAGUCCGUUGGCGCAGUACAACUGUCUCAUUCGCUGGCACACUCCUUGCCUCCACCAGGCUACAACAGGCAACGUCCCCACUGCAUGGUUCUAACCCUGUCCAACGGCGGUGUAUUCUUCUUCCAAGCCGGUACAGAGGAGCUCGUCAACGAGUGGGUCUCGACGUGCAACUACUGGGCAGCACGUACCAGCAAAGAGCCAUUAGCAGGUGGCGUUUCAAACAUGGAGUACGGCUGGAAUCGUGUCACCGAUGCGCUGCAGGGACGCUCUGUAUCGGACGAACAGAAGCCCGAACACGAUCGUGCCGAUUCGAUGAGCGUGCGGAGCGGUCGCAGUGGCCGAAGCAAGCUCGGGUGGAAAGAGAGCGCUGCUACCGUCCGCGCACAUUCGCCGUGGUCGGAGAGAUUGUUCAUCAAUGAUUGGAAGCCUCCUAUUCCACCCUCAAUAUCCAGCAUUCAUGAUGAGGAAACCCAACUGGAGGCACUCCAAAAAUAUGUGCAUAUGUUGAAGAAGGAUCUCAAGCAUCAUAACGAACUGAGAGAACCGAUGGGUGCUCUGUACGCACCGCGUUCAACGAACGGAGCGAAAGCUCUGAGUAAUUGGGAGAAGAAGUCGCAAUUCCUGCUCACGGAAAUUGUGAAGUACGACUCUUAUGUCGAGUCACUGCAAUCCGCCAUGAAUCUGCGUCUGAAGAAGAGAGGCGAAAAGGCGUUGGAACGCGCUCUGGUUGUUGCUGUACCCGACGACAAUGACCCCGCGACAGCGUCCGGCAACUGGAGAGGUUACCCAGAGGAGACGAUCCCCGAGGACGAUGAGCCACCACCGAGUAGAAUUCCCAAAAUCUCUCCAUUCCAUCGCAGGGAGAUGGCGGAGGAAGGGUAG